AUGGACAAAGACUGCGAUAUGGUAUAUAAGAAUGUUUCUGACAUAUAUAAAUCGGAGGAGUUUAAGACCUACGACAACUUUGUUUCGUUAGUUGCUGAAUGUGUAUGGCAGAUAAGAGAUAAAGAUAGAAGAGGUAAGGUAUGGAAUGAACAAAUAAAACCCGCAACUUUUGAGUUAAAGAAAACCAUUGACGCCUUAGUUGUUCUAGCUGGUUUUAUUUCAAUGUACAAUGCUAAAAUGAACCCACAAUGUUCUAAAUGUAAAGCGGCAAUAAGGAAAUAUAACUAUUCUGUCAAAGAGAUAGAACGUAUGAGAAACGACUAUGCUGACUUAAAGAAAGAAGCAGAGAAACCAGCAGAAGAUAAAAUGGACAUGUUGACAUUUCUGAACAAAAACUAUCCAACUGCUGACGAUUUCCUUCUAUCUGACGUCAAGAAGAAGUAUAAAGAAACCUUCGGCAUAGUUAAAACAUUCGAUAUCCUCAGCGAAGAAAUAGAAGCCACAAAAUUGUUUAGAAUUUCAAAUAUACAUCGUACAAUUCAUGUAAAACGCUUAUAA
Molecule: messenger RNA, 558 nt
Organism: Trichomonas vaginalis G3
Lineage: Eukaryota; Parabasalia; Trichomonadida; Trichomonadidae
Product: organellar and viral DNA polymerase type B
Exons: 1
Coding region: 1-558 (185 amino acids)
Source: RefSeq, a predicted model, not a curated record